AUGAGACUCCUCUUCCUUGCAUUUGCCCUCAAAGCUUGCUUCACUCUCUCGACUUGCUCGCGAUUAACGUUCCCUUCCGAUGUGACCGCCGGACCACCGUCACCUAUCUUCCAAUUCGGCAGUGCGGUCGAGAUCGAGGACCUUGUGGUGCGGCCAAAUGGCAAGAUCCUCUUCACCACGCCGUCUCCAGCCGCCGAAGUUUGGCAGAUCAAUCCGUUUCAGGCAAAUGGCUCCGCUGAAAUAAUUGCCCAGUUCAACCGGACAAGCGCCUUGGGGAUCACACAGGUCGACAUCGAUGUCUUUGCCGUAUCCACUGGGAACAUAGGCCCUGGGUUUAGCGGGGUCGUGGGGUCCUUCGCCAUCCACCUCCUAGAUUUCACGCACGGUCGCGUGGCUAUCGGCCAGUCGAUCGACGUCCCAGAUGCCAAGUUCUUAAACAAGCUUACCAUGUUGGAUUCACCCUCACCCAUCCUUCUGGCGAGUGACUCGCAACGGGGCCUGGUGUACGGCAUCCAUCUGGCCAGUGGCUCGGCCCAGCCGCUGCUUCAGGAUCAUGCAACCAUGAAUGCCACUCCGAGCUUCCCGAAUGGUAUCAACGGAAUCCAGCGCGUGGGGAGAUUCAUUUAUUACACGAACAGCAGCAAAGGCCUUUUCUGCCGUGUCGGGCUCCACCCGAAUGGCACCACGGCCGGCCCAUUCGAGAUAGUGGCCAACGUUUCCAAUGCUGUCCCCUUGCCCGAUGGCUUCACCGUUUUACCAGAUGACCGGGCAUUCGUCGCUGGAUCCAACCAGGUCCUCUACAUCCGAGCAGAUGGGAGAUAUAAUGUCUUUGACGGCGGAGUCAAUCGUAAGGAACUUGCCGGUGUCACGUCCGCUCAAUUUGGUGUUGACUCGAACGCAACCACUUUGUUCCUCACCACUUCAGGGCACAUCUCGGAGCCUGCUACUAUCUCAUUUAAUGAGCCUGGAAAGGUAAUUUCCGUAGACGUGCAUGGGCUGUAG
Molecule: messenger RNA, 1002 nt
Organism: Penicillium riverlandense
Lineage: Eukaryota; Fungi; Ascomycota; Eurotiomycetes; Eurotiales; Aspergillaceae
Exons: 1
Coding region: 1-1002 (333 amino acids)
Source: RefSeq, a predicted model, not a curated record